AAAAGGGGAUUUACUCAUUUGGCUGAAUGACUGAGAAGGAGGGAGGGGAGGCAAAAGAGGCGUGGAAUGGGGAGAGAUAGAGAGAAGGAGGCUUUUACACUCACUCAUAAACAGAUGGGCUUUAAGGUGCAGAACUCAGGAGAGGGCAAAUGCCAGGAAAGGGAGAGAUAGGUGCAAGAGGCAGUUAGGGGGGGAGAAAACAUUGAAGGAGGGGAGAGAAGAGGGUGGGAAACUUUGUGACUUCAUCCUGGUCCUUGCUUUAAAGCUUGUGGAGCUAGCGCAGCACCCACAGACCUAGGACACAGCACAUCAGAGCCAGGCACGCUUGGUGCUCUUACCCACUUCUUGGGGGGCACUGGCACCACCGCGUUCCCUCACCAUUCCCUCAACCUCCACCAUCGCCAGCAGUAACCCAUGAGAUUCUUCCGGCUCACCUUUAAGUGCUUUGUGGACGGUUUCUGACUUUCUUGGGCUUACAUUUUGCUUUUUUUUUUCCGGAGUUUUAUUCCUCGCCGAUCUGAACUUGCCAAACUGAAAUUUUGUCUCCUUUUUAUCCAUAGUAUUAUUAUAUAUUUAUUAAUUAAGGGUCAUUGUGGACUGAAGGUGUGAAGGAAACAGGGAAUAUUUUUUAUUUUUUGUCUUUAUUUUUGUAAACAAAGCAGAAGUUCUUUUAUUUUUUUAAAAAGUGAGAGGGGAAGGGGGGGUUGUUUGGUUAUUUAACACUAAAAGACCAUGGAGAAGAGGCACUUGUCUUUGGAGAAUGGUAGCUAUAAAGUGACCAUAGAUGAGAAAAAUGGACAGCUGAUUCCAAACGGGACUGCACAGGAGACAGAUCUGUGCCGGAAUGGAUCAGUCAAAGGAGAGAUCGUCUUCCCUCCAAACUUCAGGGAAGGCAUCCCAGAACGAGACACAUGGACCAGCCAGAUGGAUUUUAUGAUGUCCUGUGUGGGCUUUGCGGUGGGUCUCGGCAACGUGUGGAGGUUCCCAUACCUGUGCUACAAGAAUGGAGGAGGUGGGUUGAACUUAGAAUACCAGCCACUUGGAUGGAGAGGUGUCUUCCUCAUUCCCUACCUAGUGAUCGCUAUUUUGGGAGGUAUCCCCAUUUUCUUCCUGGAGAUCGCUCUGGGACAGUUCAUGAAAGCAGGCAGCAUUGCCGUGUGGAACAUAGCCCCGCUCUUCCAAGGCAUUGGCUUUGCCUCAGUGGUGAUCGUGUUCUUCUGCAACACCUAUUACAUCCUGAUUCUGACAUGGGGCGUCUAUUACCUUGUAAAGUCCUUCUCCGCCGUCCUGCCCUGGUCGCACUGCAACAACACCUGGAAUUCGCUGGAUUGUGUGGAAAUCUUCAGGCAAGAAGACUGUACCAACGGCACGGCCAAUUCCACCUUUGGCAACUUGACCUGCAACGAACUGGCCGACAAGGUCUCGCCCGUCACUGAAUUCUGGGAGAACAAAGUGCUGCGUUUGUCCAGUGGACUGGAUGACAUAGGUUCUAUCAACUGGGAGCUGCUCUUGUGUCUGAUUGGCUGUUGGCUGCUGGUCUACUUCUGCGUCUGGAAAGGAGUCAAAUCCACAGGAAAGAUCGUCUAUUUUACAGCCACUUUCCCAUAUGUGGUUCUGCUUAUUCUCCUUGUCCGAGGUGCCAUGUUACCAGGGGCUGUUGAAGGCAUCAUUUACUAUCUGAAACCUGACUGGUCAAAGCUUGGGAGCGCCCAGGUGUGGAUUGAUGCCGGCACGCAGAUUUUCUUUUCCUACGCUAUUGGACUUGGAGCUCUGACCGCUCUGGGCAGCUACAAUCGCUUCAACAAUGACUGCUACAAGGAUGCCUUUAUACUCGCAGUUAUUAACAGUGGGACCAGCUUCUUUGCAGGAUUUGUGGUUUUUUCCAUCCUUGGCUUCAUGGCAAAUGAACAAGGGGUGGAUAUUUCAAAAGUGGCGGAGUCAGGGCCAGGUUUGGCUUUCAUUGCAUAUCCACGAGCCGUGAGUUUGAUGCCCGUGGCACCACUUUGGUCUGCUCUGUUCUUCUUCAUGCUGCUACUUCUGGGCUUGGAUAGCCAGUUUGUUGGUGUGGAAGGGCUCAUCACCGCCAUCUUGGAUCUGCUUCCAGCCCGCUAUUAUUUCCGCUUUCAGCGAGAGAUCGCUGUGGCCAUUUGCUGUGCUAUUAUGUUCCUCAUUGACCUGUCGAUGCUGACGGAGGGUGGAAUGUAUGUCUUCCAGCUCUUUGAUUACUAUUCUGCUAGCGGGAUGACCCUCUUGUGGCAGACUUUCUGGCAGUGCGUGGUGGUUUCUUGGGUUUAUGGUGCUGACAGGUUUAUGGAUGACAUUGCACGCAUGAUUGGGUAUCGUCCAUUCCCCUGGAUGAAGUGGUGCUGGUCUUUCAUCACCCCAAUUGUCUGUUUAGCCAUAUUUCUGUUCAACCUCAUCAACUAUAAGCCUCUAACGUACAACAACAGCUACACGUACCCCUGGUGGGGGGAAGCCAUUGGCUGGGGCUUUGCCUUGUCUUCCAUGCUUUGUGUUCCUGUUACCUUCUUGUAUAAAAUCUCACGUGCCAAGGGAUCAUUGAGAGAGCGUUGGCAGCAUCUGACGGAACCUAUAUGGGGAGCCCACCAUUUGGAGUACAUGGCGCCAGAUACAGAUGUCAAGAGCUUGACCACGUUAACCCCCGUGUCAGACAAUAGGGUGAUCAUCUUUGAGAGCGUCAUGUGAACGGAAUCCCCCUUGUGAACACACAAGCCAGCCGCAGCCAUGAGAUCUUACUCUCAACCAAGACGACUUUAAUCACCUUGAGCACCAGGACUUGCUCUGCCGAAUUCCAUCUCAUCUUCUGGUUCUGCUGAAGCCUUCUUGGCCACAGUCCCAACCCCCCAAAAUGUGAAUUCACAACCAAAAAAAAAACAACUUGUGACUCUUUUCCUUUUCCGUAUUGAUGCAGUUUAGUUAAAGCAAAGAGCCCACCAUUCUGUAAGGUGCAAUCUGGCAGGAGAGUGGCAUUUAAAUGAGGAGCCGUAAGCAAAAUCUGACAUCACAACAAGCUUAUUUCUCUGAUUUAUACCGUUGUCGUUUUUUUAAUUCCCAUCGAUUCAAACCUGCAGGAUUUUAUGUACAUCCCACUGCUUAACAGCCAUUGACCAAUGGGAUUAUAGCCUUGAUUUUAUCAUGGAAACAGUGUCCCUAAUGUAUUGAGCCAUUUUAACCUUACAGUUAAUAACCUGGAAUUUGCGAAGUACUUCCUACUAUCAAUCCAUUAACUAAAAGGCAUUUAUGCUCCUUAGGGAUGUAAGGAAGGGCUGGAGUUGAACUGAAGAAGGCAGAAGCAUAAGGGUGUUCUAUCUUACUGGAAAGAUAUCAGGGUUCUGUAGCAGUUACCCUCCGGUUGUCACCCAGCAGCAGGGGCCAACCCAUUCACAUCCAGUUGUAUAAUUGUAACUUCAAUAGAAAUGUGGGCUCUUCUGAGCAUGUUUGCAAUUUGCAAUAGUUAUUCUUAUCAUUGUAUAUUUUAUUGUAUGAGCAGUUAGCUACGUAAUAUCAUGAAUGAGUAAACUGAGUGCCCCCUGUUGUUUGGCCUAGGAAGAAUGACUUUAUCUUAUUUUAGAGAUUCAGGAAGCAUCUCUUGACUCUUUCAGCCCGUGUUUAAGACAAAACUAUUUGGCCUGUCUUUUUAAUCGAUAAAAUCUUGGGUAGAGAGGUGACGGACCAGGAGGAAAGACCUGGGGCUUUUAUCAGCUAUAAAGCACUGAUAGAGUCACAAUAAUAGUCUAGUGUUUGUCUGGAAGAUUCCUAGUCAUUUUCCAUAAUAUGCAACGGAUAAAUUGAGUUAAUGCACUGCUGCUUUAAGCUUAUUGCAUCCAACACAAAGCAGGUAGAUCCAAGCAACUCAACUUCAGCCUUCAGAUUACAGCUAAUAGGUCAAGGAUUAGAGAUCGUACUGCUAGAGAAAGACAAAUCCCCCGACGAAGGGCUCGCGCAUCGCUGCAACGCUAGUGAUUGUGUGCCAUUGUGUGCCAGAGUUUACUUGCGGUUCCAUCUUGUCGUGCCAUCUGACUGCCAACACUGGUUGCUUGUCUUCUAACCAAGGUUGAAUUGCGCCAUACAACCCGAAUUUGCACUUUUAUUUGUUAGAGGAUACGGUAUGGUGGCUAUGGACGUUGACUGUACACGUGUAGAAGACCUGCCGCCCGUGUUAACAAGCAUGUGCACCUAUUAACAACUCCUCUUCCUGGUAUGUGUCACUGCUGCUACAGCUGUCAAUGUGAAAAUGAGCCAUUUGCUUCAAGAGACAAUGAUGUAUAUCAGUAGAACAGUUAUUCUCACCCACAUUUAUUCAAUUUGACUACUGAGAGUCUUUCAGAGAAUUCUGUACAACACACUGGAUCGAAAACCCGUUCCAGACAUUGCCACCUUGUCUACUACAAAUCCAGAUUGACAUUCCUCUCUCUGCAUCUUUGUUUUUUUUUUUUUUUGAAGUU
Molecule: messenger RNA, 4466 nt
Organism: Xenopus laevis (African clawed frog)
Lineage: Eukaryota; Metazoa; Chordata; Amphibia; Anura; Pipidae
Gene: slc6a8.L
Product: solute carrier family 6 member 8 L homeolog
Exons: 13
Coding region: 733-2706 (657 amino acids)
Source: RefSeq, a predicted model, not a curated record